This is a messenger RNA of Dermatophagoides farinae (American house dust mite), 4913 nucleotides long. The record is from RefSeq and is a predicted model, not a curated record. NCBI's taxonomy places the organism in Eukaryota, Metazoa, Arthropoda, Arachnida, Sarcoptiformes, Pyroglyphidae.
UCAAUAAUGGUCGAUAUGAAAAUGCUCGAUCAUUGUCAUCGAAUAAGAGAUUCGCUAUUGCAUCGCCAACAUCAUGGACAUCGACACGAUCGGAUCGAAUACAGAAGACCCUAAUGUCAAUGUCUUCGCCAUAUUAUCAAAGAAAAUCAUUGCGACCAUUGAAUAGAAAAUCAAACCUGAACAAAGAUAAUAAUUUGUGGGCUAGUGAAUCGAGAUUACAGCUAUAUCAACAAUAUCCUUCAAAUCAAUCAUCACAUAUCAAACCGAGACCGACCACUGCCAAUACUAAUGUUGAUUCCAUGGAAUCGUUUGAUGGUUCCAUCGUCGAAUCAAUGGAUCGAGUCGAUGAUGAUUUCAUUGAUUAUGAUGAAGAAGAAAAUGAAAUGGAUCAGGAUAUUCGAUCGCCAGAUGAUCAAAUGACCACAAUGAAUCGUAUGAAACCGGCAUCAAUGCCUUUACGAUUAAUCGAACAGAUACGUUCCUAUCAAAUGACUGAUGAUAUGAAUGAAACUAAUCACUGUGAUCAUUUACUUGCAUAUGAUUUAAUGUUAAAUCAUUCAAUUAAUUCACCAAUCAUGGAACAACGUAUCAUUAUUGAAUCCGAACAUUUAGAACUUUAUCUACGAUUACAUCCGGCAACAAAUCGCAAAUCGACUGUAGAUUCUUCCACAAGUGAAUCUAUGGUCAAUUAUGAUAACAAUGGCAAUUGGAAUUGUCGACAAAUGCUUCAAGCUCAAUUAUCUUCUACCAAAUCGGCCAUAUUCGAUUUAUCAACAAGUACAUUUAACGUAAGCUGCUAUUUAGUGUACGGACCUCAAUUUCAGUGUGUUCUAUUUACGUUCACCACUCAUCAUUUCGCAUCAAUUCUUCGUUCGUCAAACCAAAAAGAACAAUUUUGUGGUAUGACAGUUUUGAAAUUUAAUCUACUCGACAAUCGAUGCCAAUUAAGCUUAACGGUCAAACAGAUUUCUGCCACUGUGCAUCAUAAAAGCGGUGACAAUAUUGGUCAUCGAUUAAUACGAAAUCAGUUUUAUCAGUCGAUUCCAUCGUCCAUUUGGGAGAUACUUCAUGAUACUUUACCUACAAUUAUGGCCGCUUCGACUAAUAUUACAACUACAAAUGAACAAUCUUCCUCAUCAUCGGGAUCGACUGUGAAUUGUAUACGAUUGUGCCAAACAAUACCCUAUACGAAUUAUAACGAGCGAAUUAAUCGUAAGAAUCCUAAUAAUAAAUCUCAUCGUAAUAAACCGGAAUCUAAUCAUGAAUUGAUGGUGAUUGAAAAUACAAAGCCUAAAUGUAUUGUUCAUCUUGAUAACCGUAAUGUAGUCAAUUCAAAUUUAAAUCUCAAUCAAAAUCAAGCAGCCGCAGUUAGUAAUCAUUAUUCGAUAGCUUCGAUUGGUACGACAGCGGGUAUGGGAAAUAGUGGAUUAUCAGUAGCAUCAUCUUUGGCUACACCUCAGAUAAAUGAAGCCACGAAAAAGACCUGUAUUGAAUCAUCGAAACAUGUACUUACGCACAAUGGUUUAGUCAUUAAUCAUCCCACGCUCAAAUUGAUCAUUACUCGUCCAAGAAAUGAGGAUUUUGAUCCAAUGGAAAAAGAAACAUUACAACCGUUAGAAUUUUACUUGAAACUGGAGUCGAAAAAUUUGGCUUCAAAUGCACAGUAUUUUGAUCUCGUCCUCAAGAAAUACAAAUGGUCAGCAUCGGCUAGCCUGCUCUAUCCUGAAAUUUAUCCCGGUAUUUUAACAGGACAAACAUCCGUACCAGUCGAAUCGGCUCAUCAUCAUCAACAUCAUCAUGGCCAUCAUGAUCAUGAUAGAUUGCCCAACGUAUAUUUUCGAUUCAUAUUCAACAAUUUAAAGAUCACUAAAUGGGGCUAUCGUUAUGUAUUGAAAAUAACACUCCGAUCGAAUCCGGCUUGUUACACGAUAGAAACAACAUUCGGACCGUUUAAUGUUCGACCUGCAACAGAUCAAUCGGAACAGCAACCAUUCACCAAUGAUACUAACAACAACGAUGUUCAUUUUGUAUGGACCACUGAGAAAUGUCAUUCGGUUAGAAUCAAUCUUCAGGCUUCGAUUGUGAUCGAUCGUGCCAGUCAACAAGUUAUCGGUGGUCACACAAAUGGCCAUGCUCCAGUGUCCCGGUUUAUUGAUUAUCUAUGCGAUUUGAAUAUGGAAAAAUUGAACAUUUUUCUGAUCAAUUUUUUAGCCAAUCGAGCUGCGACAACAGCUUCUGAUAUGAUUCCAUCAGUAGUGAAAGCACGUAUUGCCAUGCAAAAUUCUGCCAGUCAUCGUAGUGAACGACGACGAUUGAUGGCACGUAGAGAAUGGACGUUUACUCACGAAAAUGACCAUGCAAGAUUGGUACAUGAUUUCAUACAGGAUAAUGGUUUCCGAAUUAACGGUACUCAAUGUUUACAAAUGUUGUUUCAAUCAAAAAAUGUAUCCAUGCUACAUCAUUUGGAUCGAAAGACCAACAACAAAUCGACACCAGCUCAAUCGAAUUCAAUUCAAGAACAAUUCAAUCGAUACUAUGAAAGUUUUGCUCACUUUCAACAACAACAACUUCGUCAGAGAUUGAUCAACAUGACAUUCAUAUAUUCGGGCGAGUUGUUGUUGAAGAUAAAACAAAUUUACAUUAAUGAUAAGCCAUUGUACAUCUCACCUUCUCCCACUUCUACAUCAUCUGGGCCGAAAAAAGUUCAUUUUGGGCUAGGAUUUCAUCGUAAAACAAAAGUUGUAGAUUUUAAAAAGAAUUUAACGAAUCGUGCUGUCGAGAAAAGAAAAUCAGAUGAAUCUACAUCAACGAUGGCUACAACCCAAGCUGAAAAUAGCAACAAUGAGGAUGAAGUGGAAUAUUUAGGUAGUAAUAAUAAUCAAGGCUCAAUGACCACAACCAAACCACACAGAACUCGUGCUAAAGCAAGUGGUUCGAAUUUAAAUCGACAUGCCACGACUGUGGGUCCAUUUAUGAUCGAUGAUGAUAAAGAGCAUCAAUUUUCAAACAAAUCCCUUAUUUGGAUUCUUAUUUUAUUCGUUAACACUUUACUUGUUUUCGGUUUCAUUAUUUUACUGGCUGUUUGUUACUAUAGAAAAAUUAUCUAUGAUACCACGAUAAUGAAACAACAGCAACAGCAGAUCAGUAAAAUGGCGGAUUCGCGUAGAUUGGACGAUGAUCCAGCCAGUGUUCGACCUACACAUCGAGAUGAUGUAUUCAUGUUGGGCACCAAAGAUUAUCAUCCAACAAGUUCGGGUAGUUCCUAUAGUUCUUACGGGUCCGGCCAACAUUCUAGUUCACCACCACUUGGUUUUAGACGUAGUGCUUUUGUUGGAGCUGGUGAACGAUCACUUGUCGAUGAAAUGAUAUACGAAAAGGCAUUGAAAAAUCAGGCGCUCAAAGUACAACACAUGAAUCGAUUUAUAUCAUCGGCAGCAAGUAAAGCCCGUUAUCCAUCACCACGUCAAUUGCCAACUAUAACGACAACGACAGGAAUUUCUAUUCAACAGGAACCGACAAUAACAGCUCAAACAAAUCCAUCAUUGACAAUGGAUCCCCAGCACGAACAGAAGGAACUGACAGCAACAGACGUUCUCAACAACGAAGCAACGGAAGUGGCAGUUACAACGGUCCCGUCACCCAUUACUAUUACAGAGGUACCGGUAAAAGAGGCAGAUUCUAAUGACGAUAAAAAUCAGCACCCAUCAAUCUCCAUCGCCACUACCAGUCCAGACAAGCAGACUCUCAGUCUGCCUCAUGUAAAAGAGGAAUCAACUAAGACUGAGAGAUUGGAAGAAAUCGAAACACCCAAACCAAUCGUUGUCAAUUACAAUGAAGACUGGGAUUUGCUUACACCUGUUUCGCCAUCUACAUCUCGGUCAUCUAACAAAAUUGGAAGUAGAAAUCGACAACGACGACGAUCUAGCUUACGUCCGAUGGCCAAUGGUCGUUAUUCUACGUUAUCAUUGGCUCAUGAUGAAGAGGCCGAAGAUUCAUCAACAGGUUCAAGCGAUUCACUAGACCGUACAUACUCGUUGCGUGGUGAUGAGAAUGAAGAUGAAAAAUAUUUCAUCUACAAAGUAAAAGAUAUAAAUCUGGUGCCCAGAAAAGAAUGUGUAGGCAAAGUUAUCGUUCCACGUGAUAUGUUUGGCGGCCGUGGCCAUAAUAUUACCUUGGAGGAAUUUCGAAAACUUAUACGCCAAUCUAGUGAUGAGAUGCUACGAGAAGCAGCACGACAACGAUUCAAAUAUCUGGCCGAAUCAUAUCAUUUGGUUGCAUCCACUCAGGAAUCGGAAACACCUGUACGACAAAUGUAUCCAGCUCAAGGUGUAUUUAUAAAAUUGGAUAACGAACCCUAUCCAUGGCGUCGUGAAGUAGAUACCAGUUGGACAGCUAAAUUACAAGCCGAAUACGAACGCAAAUUCGGACCGAUUCAGCUAUCCUCAUCUCGUCAACAACGUAAACGAAGUUCAAUAAGUCCGGCACAGCUAGGACGAUUAUCACGUAUACAAGAAGAAGAUAAAGAUCGUGAAUGUGAGGAAGAGGAAGAAAACCGAAACGUUUGGGAUCCUAAACGAAUCAUUCAACAAACACAACGGCGUCGUAACAGUACUAAUCGUGUUGCUCCGUUAGCCAUGAAUGUUUACGACAAUAAAUUAAGCUCGACGUAUCCAUCACGAACAAGUGCCUUUCGAACUGCCAAUCAUAUGGGCAAGUAUGAUUGGUUUCAAUCACAACCAGCGACUACAUCAACAUCAUUUGAUCAUCGUUAUGGACAACGACGAAAACAACCGGUGGCCAGAGCUCGUUAUAAAGGAGGACGGCCACCUUGGAGAUUUUGAACUGCCUGCGAUCAACGAAUUGUUUUUUCUACUUAAUAUUUUUCUCAUUUAUUUUCAUGUACAUAUCAUUCA